This is a messenger RNA of Iphiclides podalirius (scarce swallowtail), 3969 nucleotides long. Lineage: Eukaryota; Metazoa; Arthropoda; Insecta; Lepidoptera; Papilionidae. The record is from the annotation of a GenBank genome assembly.
AUGUCUACUGCAAUAAAGUCGGCUAACGUGAGCUUAAAGCCUAUUGAGGUACCGAAGGCUUUGCAAGAGGGAGAAAAAUUUAUUAAAUGGGAUGAGGAUUCUGGCGCUGGACUUCCCGUUACGCUUCGCGUGGAUCCUAAAGGAUUCUUUUUGUUCUGGACUGAUCAGAAUAUGGAGGUAGAGAUGCUGGACAUAGCUACCAUACGGGAUGUCAGAACUGGUGUCCAUGCAAAAGUUCCAAAGGAUCCGAAAAUACGGAACGUGGUGUUGAUAGGCUCGCAGGGUUCACUUGAGGAGAAGACCGUUACAGUGUGCUACGGCGCCGACUUCGUUAACGUUACCUUCGUUAAUUUCUGCUGCACAAGGAAGGAUAUCGCUCAGAUGUGGACUGAGGAGCUCUUCGCGCUCGCUUACAAUCUCAACCAGCUGAACAAUCCCACCAUCAAGUUCCUCGAGAAGCUGCACACGAAGAUUAUCCUCAAGGCGGACAAGUCCGGGAAGAUACUCGUCAAAAACAUCGUGCGGCUGUUCGCGCAGAACAAGGAAGACAAGAAGCGAGUGGAGAAGGCGCUCAGCGAGUCGGGACUACCGGCGGGGAAGAACGACACCAUCAGCCAGUCCAAAUUCCAGUUUGAGGAUUUCUUCGCCUUCUACAAGAGCCUCACCCAACGUACCGAAGUCCUCAAGAUCUUCAACAGUCUCACCGACAACAAGCCCCACCUGUCGGCCAACCAGUUGGUCGAUUUCCUGAACGACGUACAACGGGACCCCAGGCUCAACGAGAUACUACACCCCUACGCCGAUAUACAGCGGGCGAAGGACCUCAUUAAGACCUACGAAUACAAUAAGUACCAUCAGCAGCGAUCCCAGCUGACCUUCGACGGAUUUCUCAGGUUCCUAAUGUCCGAGGACAACCCGAUAGUGGCGCCCAGCAAGCUGGACCUGUGCGACGACAUGGAGCAGCCACUAGCGCACUACUUCAUCAACAGCUCGCACAACACCUACCUCACCGGUCACCAGAUAACCGGCAAGUCGAGCGUCGAGAUCUACCGCCAGAGCCUCCUCGCCGGCUGCAGGUGCGUCGAAUUGGACUUCUGGAACGGCCGCACCGAGGAGCCGGUGAUUGUGCACGGCUACACCUUCGUGCCGGAGAUCAGCGCGCGCGAGGUGCUCGAGGCGAUAGCCGAGAGCGCCUUCAAGACCUCCGACUACCCGGUGAUACUGAGCUUCGAGAACCACUGCAACCCCCGCCAGCAGGCCAAGAUCGCGAACUACUGCCGCGACAUAUUCGGCGACAUGCUGCUCGACAGGCCGCUCGACUCGCACCAGCUGGAGCCAGACGCAGUGGCGUAUAACAAGCAGGAAUCGAAAAUGGAUAAGACAGCAAGAGCUGGAACGCUCGCGGGAGGGGAACUGCCGCCGCCUUCACUGCUUCGCCACAAGAUCAUAAUAAAGAACAAGAAGAAACACCACCACCACCACAAGAAGGAGGGCUCGAUGGGCUCCGAUGACGCAGAGGCGCGGGAGCAAACGCUACCGCAGGGCAACGGGGAGAUCGCCCACGGACCGCUCGUGCGACAGGGCUCCAAGGAGUCGUCGGAGUCCUCCGAGUCGGAAUCGUCCUCCGGCGAGGAGGAGGGCGAAGUCCCCUGUGAGGGCGCCGGGGGCGUAGCGCCCGGGGUGGCGCCGGAGACCCACGCCGCCGCCGAGAUAUCGGCCCUCGUCAACUACGUGCAGCCGGUGCACUUCAGCUCCUUCGAGAACGCUGAGAAGAAGAACCGAUUCUACGAGAUGUCCUCGUUCGACGAGAAACAGGCCACCACGCUGCUCAAAGAGCGCCCCAUAGAGUUCGUCAACUACAACAAGCACCAGCUGUCGCGCGUUUACCCGGCGGGGACGCGUUUCGACUCGUCCAACUUCAUGCCGCAGGUGUUCUGGAACGCCGGGUGCCAGUUAGUGGCGCUCAACUAUCAGACCCUGGACCUCGCUAUGCAGUUGAACCUCGGCACGUUCGAGUACAACAGACGCUGCGGCUACGUGCUCAAACCUGAGUUCAUGCGACGGAAGGACCGACGGCUGGACCCGUUCGCCGAGAGCACCGUGGACGGCAUAAUAGCGGGCUCGCUCUCCGUCACCGUCCUAUCGGGGCAGCUGCUGACGGACAAGCGGUGCGGCACCUACGUGGAGGCGGACAUGUUCGGGCUGCCGGCCGACACGGUGCGCAAGAAGUUCCGCACGCGCGUCGCCCCCAACAACGGCAUCAACCCAGUAUACGGCGACGAGCCGUUCGUCUUCAAGAAGGUCAGUGACCCCUCACUGCAUCGUCAUCCUCUCGCAUCCCAUUUAGGUAUCUCGUCCCCAACAACGGCAUCAACCACCGUAUACGGCGACGAACCCUUCGUCUUCAAGAAGGUCAGUGACCCCUCACUACAUCGUCAUACUCUCGCAUCCCAUUUAGGUGUGUCGUCCCCAAAAACGGUAUUAACCCCAUGUACGGCGACGAGCCAUUCGUCUUCAAGAAGGUCGGUGACCCCUCACUACAUCGUCAUCCUCCCGCCCUCAUCCCAUCUAGGUAUCUCGCCCCCAACAACGGCAUCAACCACCGUAUACGGCGAUGAACCCUUCGUCUUCAAGAAGGUCAGUGACCCCUCACUGCAUCGUCAUCCUCCCGCCCUCAUCCUAUCUAGGUGUGUCUUCUUCAACGAGUGCAUCAACUCAGUAUACGGCGACGAGCCUUUCGUCUUCAUGAAGGUGGUGUUGCCGGAGCUGGCGAUGUUGCGUAUUGCGGCGCACGAGGAGAGCGGCCGCCUUCUCGGCCACAGGGUGCUCCCCGUUUUAGGCCUCCGCCCCGGCUACCGUCACGUAAACCUUCGCACCGAGUUGGGGCUGCCGUUGCCGGCGAGUUUGCUACUACUAGUCGUUGUAAAGGACUACGUGCCGGAUCGGCUCUCCGAAUUGGCCGAGGCGCUCGCCAACCCCAUCAAGUACCAGAGCGAGCUGGACAAGCGCGAGCACCAGCUCGCCGUUCUCACGGACGACACCGAGGAGCCGGCCGAGAGGCCUGAGGACGCGCUGCGCCGGCCCCCGUCCGCGAUCAAGCCGGAGUCAACUGGAGACUGCAGUCCAAAUAGGCCCGGUCUCGGCGGUGACAUGCGGAAGUCCAUCGACAUCGAGACGAUCGUGCCGUCGCCGGCGUUGACCUCGGUGCCGGCGCCUCUCCCGCUCGAUGACAAGUUCACUAGAGAGGAGAAAGAGAACGAGAGCAACGGCUCGUCGGAGGCGGCGCUGGACGCGGCGCUCUCGUCGCUCCUGAACUCGAAGCCGGCGCGAGAGAAGAGGGCCGAGCUGACGAGGAAGCUGGAGCUGAUGAGGCGGAAGCGCGACCAGCGCGACCCCCGGCCGCUCUCCAAGUUCUUCCGCAGGGGCCUCUCCUCCAAGAACAUCAGCGGCGAGUCGAGCUCGGGCGCGGCGCUGUCGGUGGCCGGUGGCGGCGGGGGAGGGGCAGGGGCAGGAGGAGGGGGAGUAGGCGCGGGCGGCGCCGGGGGCGCGGACGAGUCGAGCGAGGCGGCCGAGCGCGAGCUUCGGCUCCGCUACCACCACGCCAUCUACGCGACCCUCGACAAGAUGCUCAGCGCCGAGCAGCGGCACCAGAUGAAGUCGCUCACGGACAUGCUGGAAGCGGAAAAGAAGGAGAUACUGAACAAACUAGCGAAUUCCAGGAAGGAGGAUGUGAAAGCCUUGGCAAAAAAGACUAAUAGAGAUAAGGAUGAAAUACUCAGGAUUAAAAGGGAGAUACAUUCUCAGUCGGUGGAGCGCGGCGUGGCGGAGUGCUCCCGGCUGGAGCUGGCGUACGCUAGGCGCCGCGAGCAGCUCGCCCUCACCCAUGAGCGGCUACGCGCCCUGCUGCACAAGCAUCGCGACCAGGAGCUUCUGGAACUUGAGCGGCUGUGCGGCGAAGCGCCCGAGGGA